CUUCAGGUGAGCACUUCUGGUUAGCUUGUAGUUCCGAGGCGACUCGCGACGAACUCUGGCUGCUAUUGGUCCAGAGAAACAUCAAUCUGACCGCUGCGUAAUCCUAUUGGUGGCUUUUGGGAGGGCGGUGCUCGAACUUGUCCUGCUACAAGCUAGGAGGCGUUACAUGGGAAAUAAUACUUAAACCUGACAGUUCAACUUUCUUCUCUUCACUCUCAUAUUUGGACCGUUCAAGCAACAACAUGGCAAACAUCGGCAGGCUCUCCACCAAGGACGCAGUGCUCUUCCUGUGUGACAUGCAAGAGAAGUUCAGACCCAACAUCUUCCAGUUCACCAACAUUGUCAGCAAUGCAGCCAGAUUGCUACAGGCCAGUCGUGUUCUGGGCAUCCCCCCCAUCUUGACAGAGCAGUACCCUAAAGGUUUAGGUCCCACUGUGCCAGAGCUGGGAGCGGAAGACCUGAAAGCUCACGCUAAAACCUCAUUCACUAUGAUGAUAGAGGAGGUGGAGAAGGAGCUGCAGGCCCUUGGAAAUCCCAAACAGGCUAUACUGUGUGGAAUAGAGGCACAUGCCUGUAUUGCGUGCACAACUUAUGACCUGCUUGAAAAGGGAAUAGAGGUUCAUAUUGUGGCUGAUGCCGUCUCAUCCAGAAGCCAGACAGACCGUUUGUUUGCUCUGUCCCGACUGAAGCAGAGCGGAGCUUACCUCACCACCACAGAGGCCGUCAUGCUGCAGCUGGUCCAAGACGCCAAACACCCCAACUUCAAGGAGAUCCAGAAGCUCUUGGCCCAUCCGUCCCCUGAUACCGGCCUGCUUGCCUUCUUCAGCGCUCUGUAGAGAGAUCAUCACCUGUUGCUCUGUCUCAUAAACACUGUAAAGGAUUUCACUGCUUCCAACAUACUCAUAAACUUCUUCAAUAAAGCGAUGCUGCUACUUUGAAA
Molecule: messenger RNA, 940 nt
Organism: Lates calcarifer (barramundi perch)
Lineage: Eukaryota; Metazoa; Chordata; Actinopteri; Centropomidae
Gene: isoc2
Product: isochorismatase domain containing 2
Exons: 7
Coding region: 243-836 (197 amino acids)
Cellular component (GO): cytoplasm
Source: RefSeq, a predicted model, not a curated record